This is a messenger RNA of Terrapene triunguis (Three-toed box turtle), 3343 nucleotides long. RefSeq names its product tripartite motif containing 29 (gene TRIM29). The record is from RefSeq and is a predicted model, not a curated record. NCBI's taxonomy places the organism in Eukaryota, Metazoa, Chordata, Testudines, Emydidae. The transcript has 9 exons. Bases 1 to 1803 code for a protein of 600 amino acids. Gene Ontology annotation, molecular function: zinc ion binding.
AUGGAAACAGGGUGUGCCGCAAGGACAAAUGGCGUGGCUGGGAACCAAGAAGAUGUGACUUGUCCAUCCCCCUCUAAGAAACAGGGAGAGGAGCUGAAGAAGUCCACCAGUCCCAGUGGGGGUGAGAAGGAAGCUGCCAAAAGCACCAGCAGUCCUUCUCUGGAGACGGGGAAACUGAAGAGCUCCAUCUACUCGGGGACUGAUUGGAAGAGGCCGAUCAUCCAGUUUGUGGAGUCAGACGAGAAGAAGUCAUCCUACUUCAGCAUGGAUUCAGGGGACGGGAAGAAGCUAUCAUACCCUGGGGUGCAGCUUGGGGAUGUGAGUCGGCCCCCCAUCUCCUUUGUAGACAAAGGGGACUUGAGGAAACCGCUCUUCAUGGCAGAGUCGAAAAAGACCUUCUUCUCCAGCGAAGGAGAGGGCAGGAGGUCAUUGUACUCAGGCGGGCAGAUAGGGGAUCUGAAGAAGCCCUCCCUCCCUCCGGUGGAGACAGGGGACCUGAAGAGACCUAGCUACAACACGGCCAACAGAGUGCCCGGGUCGAGACCCCGGGUGAAGCUGGAGGAGGUCCUGUGCGACUCCUGCAUCGAUAACAAGCAGAAGGCGGUGAAGUCCUGCCUGGUGUGCCAGGCUUCCUUUUGCGAGCUGCACCUCAAGCCCCAUCUGGAGGGGGCUGCUUUCCGGGAUCACCAGCUGCUGGACCCCAUCAAGGACUUUGAAGCCAGGAAGUGCCCAGUGCAUGGCAAGACCAUGGAGCUGUUCUGCCAGACAGACCAGAUGUGCAUCUGCUACCUCUGCAUGUUCCAGGAGCACAAGAACCACACCACAGUGACAGUGGAGGUUGAGAAAUCGGGAAAAGAGGCCGAGCUCUCACUGCAGAAGGAGCAGCUGCAGCUGAAGAUCAUAGAGGUAGAAGAUGAAGUGGAUAAGUGGCAAAAGGAGAAGGAUCGCAUCAAGAACUUCACCACCAACGAGAAAGCCACCGUGGAUCAGCAUUACAAAGAGCUGGUCCGCGACCUGGAGAAGCAGCGGGAUGAGGUGAAGGCUGCCCUGGAGCAGAGGGAAAAGACCGCGGUGGAGAACAUAAAAGAAAUCGUGGAGGAGCUAGAAGAGAGGGCAAAGCUGCUGCAGGAGGACAAGGAGAUCAGGGAGCAGAUACAUCAGAUCAGCGACUCGGUGCUCUUCCUGCAGGAAUUUGGCGCAAUGAUGAGGAACUAUAUCGCCCCGCCAUCUCUCCCGACUUACAGCGUCUUGCUGGACGGGGACACCAUGAGCCCGUCGAUGGGGCUCCUCCGGGAUGAUCUGCUGAAUGUCUGCAUGAGACAUGUGGAGAAGAUCUGCAAGGCAGACCUCAGCCGGAACUUCAUAGAGAGGAAUCACAUGGAGAAUGGUGAUCACCGCUACAUGCUCAAUAACUACGAGUGGAACCAGCCUGACAACGUGAAGAGAUUCUCCAUGUACCUGACUCCAAAAGCCAAUUUCAACAACCGAGCGUGGGAAUAUUCCUCCUUCCAAAAUGCAGAGGAGACACUUGGCAUUGGUAACUCGGCUUUCUCAAUGAAAGUGGGCAAUGGAACUAAGAUGCCAUAUCAGUUCUCCCAGAUGGGGCAAAGUUCACCUGGUGACUUCAGCAAACAGUCCGACGGCAGCCUCUUCACUAAGACUGCUUACCCUGCAAUAGUGAGACACCAAGCUACAAAGGUGCAGCCGCAGACAUGGAAAUCCUCCAAGCAGUCCAUGCUGUCACACCACCGCCCCUUUUAUGUCAACAAAGGCAACGGAUUCACUUCAAAUGAGGCACCUUGAAUCCCGCUGUCCAUGGGAAAAGCCAGAUGUGCCGGGAGUGGAGAACCAACCAAGAAUUUUCACAUAUGAACCUGCUACUAUAUUAAACUUCCUGCUCUAAUCUCUGGAGGGGCUGGAUAGGGUGGUCGGCGGUAGAGGAAAUGAGGACUUUUCCCAACUCAUAAUCGGUCCCAGGACCGUUUUAUAUUUCCCUUGAAAGCUCUGCAGCCCCGGAGAACUCUAACAAGCCCAACCCGUGUAGAUUUCUUAUUCCCUGUCUCGCCACACCCUCCUCUGCCUGCAGAGAGAUUGCUCUACUUCUCCUAGGUGCUUUGGGGAAGGUGGGGUCUUGGAUAUGGUAUGCACUGAGCCCUUCCCCUCCAUAAUAUCAUACCAUGUGCUUCCUGCUCUCCCAACCACAUAGUCAUCAUUGAAUGAAUUUGUAGAGCUGGUGAAAGGUGCCAAGUUGGAGUCUGAAGUCCUCUUUAAAUCUACAAGGCAGGGUCAUCCUGGGAUCUGGCAGGCCAAGCUUUCUCCAUGCUCCUCCAUCCACCUGCCUCAAACCUAAUCUGCAGACAUUCCCCCCUCCCCCAGUGGGAAGGGCAAGUCUGUCUCUGUGAGCCACUCAAUCCUUGGCCUCUCUAUGGAGACACUCUUGGGCUUCCCCUUGACAAUGUCCAGUGGUUACCACAUGGUGGACACCACCUCUGCACCAAGGACAGCUCUGAGUCCCAUCCACUCAUUUCACAGUGGCCACCAAAGAUGCAUCAGACUGUAACCGCUUCCAGUCACUCCUCCCCUGGGCUGGCUGCCAAUCGAUGGCAAAAAGGCUCUACAUCCCAUUAACGGGCCCCCCCAGCCACCGCUUCAAAUUAAAAAAGAAAAGGAAAAUCCAUCCCACUAAUGGAAGAUUGAUUAGAUGUCUUAGGUGGGCUCCCCCCCUCUUCCCGCAAACAAAAUUGGCUUAUAUAUUUUGGUUCCAUUAUUUUUUUCUGGAUCAGGAAUUAUUUUUGUUGUUGCUCAGGGUAAUAUUUCAGGGUUGGUUUUCUUUCUGACUGUGUUCUGGACAGAGCGGUCGCAUGACUGUUGCCAGCCAGAAAGCAGGGCAGAGGCGAUUGGUGUUCCAAUGAUCCAACUUAGCUUUUCCCUCUGGGCAACAGGGAGGGGUGACUGUAACGAUGCAAAAUCUCCAAGAGCAUCAGAGCUUGCUGCUGCUGGCUGCGGGGCACCCUCAGCUCCCCAUAACUUCAAUGGGAACUAAAGGCACAUUGCAGGAUCAAGGCCUGGCUCUCUGACCAUGAGACGUUGCUGGAGAAGCGAGUGUUUGUAGCUACUUUUCGUGACUUGUUCAGUUCCAGCCUUCCUCAGGUUCACAGCCAGCCCACCCCUUCUCCUCACCCGUGCCCGCUCGCACACGCAUGCAGCACCUGGUUGAAUGAGGUCACACCUAUUGCUUGCUGAAAAUUACUUUGUAGUUAAUCCCCAUGGCAAAGCUAUGUGCUGUUUUUUAAUCUGACUCUGCAGACAAAACUUCUUUUAUAUCCAUGUUUUACAUGAAAGG